UAUUUGUGUAUCCCCUCGUCUUUGCAACUCGAAAGGUCCUUCUGGGUUUUCUACCUCUCCCUCCAUGGAAGGAAUAGUUAAAGCAACUAUCCUUUCCUUCUUCUUCCUACUCAUUUGCCCGUCAGGCGGUUUUGCAAAACCAAUCGAGUUCCAAAACCUGGUAGUAGGACCUCUUCCAACACCUACCCACAGGCCCGAUCUCUCAUGGACUGAGUCCUCAUCCUUUUCCCAACUCGAAACCACAGAUUCAAGCCUCGAAACCACCCUCACUGUAGAAUUAGAACACAGAGAUGUUCUGGUCUUCAAUUCAACCCCAGAAACCCUCUUUAACCUGAGGUUAGAGAGGGAUUUGGUUAGGGUUGAAUCCCUAACGGCCAUGGCAGCAGCCGCUAGGGGAAGGAGAAAUGCUACUCGUGAUUUCAGUAGUUCCAUCAUCUCUGGCCUCUCUCAAGGUAGUGGAGAGUAUUUCACGAGAUUGGGUAUUGGGACUCCUCCCAAGUACGCUUACAUGGUACUUGAUACCGGGAGUGACAUCGUUUGGAUCCAAUGUUCUCCUUGCAGCAAAUGUUACACCCAAACUGAUCCCGUCUUCGAUCCAAAGAAAUCUGGAUCUUAUGCUGGCGUUACUUGUGCGUCGCCGCUUUGCCGGAGGCUUGACCAGUUUGGUUGCAGUAAGCAGAAGAUGUGUCUCUACCAGGUUCAAUACGGUGACGGAUCUUUCACCGUUGGUGAUUUCUCGACUGAGACACUAACCUUUCGAAGGACGAAGGUGGGAAAAGUAGCUCUCGGCUGUGGCCAUGAUAAUGAAGGCUUGUUCAUCGGCGCCGCCGGGUUGCUCGGACUCGGUCGAGGGAGUCUGUCUUUUCCGACACAAACUGGCCGUCGAUUUGGUCGGAAAUUCUCUUAUUGCCUUGUGGAUCGGCAAUCAUCCGGGUCGAAGUCAUCGUCGAUUGUGUUCGGCGAUUCGUCAGAGCCGAGAUCCGCUGUCUUCACUCCGAUGCUCAGAAACCCUAAGCUCGACACUUUCUACUACGUUCAGCUCACCGGAAUAAGUGUCGGCGGUGUUCCGGUGCCGGGGAUUUCAGCCUCCAUGUUCCGCCUUGACGCGGCUGGGAACGGUGGGGUUAUCGUCGACUCGGGAACGUCAGUUACUCGUCUGACUCGCCGAGCUUACAUAGCGCUUCGUAAUGCGUUCCGUGCGGGAGCACAACUGAAGCGUGCGCCUGGGUUCUCGUUGUUCGACACGUGUUACGAUUUGUCAGGGCAGACUGUGGUAAAGGUACCAACGGUGGUGAUGCAUUUCGGAGGUGGGGCCAAUCUGGCUUUGCCGGCGGCCAAUUAUCUGAUUCCGGUUGAUAAUAAGAGCGUUUUCUGUUUCGCUUUCGCCGGGACGACAAGUGGGUUGUCGAUCAUUGGGAAUAUACAGCAACAAGGUUACCGGGUUGUGUUCGAUGGUGCUGGGUCACGGGUCGGGUUCUCUCCGAAUGGAUGCUCCUAAGUCCGAGAGAGGGCGACAGAUUAUUUUCGUCUUUUUCUUUUCUUUAGUUUUGGAAAUUUCUGAAUUUACGUAAAAAUGUAGUGUGGUAUUAUUAUCUAAUCAGCAAAAUAUUUUAACCGGA
This is a messenger RNA of Macadamia integrifolia, 1619 nucleotides long. RefSeq names its product aspartyl protease family protein 2-like. Bases 65 to 1498 code for a protein of 477 amino acids. Gene Ontology annotation, biological process: proteolysis. The transcript has a single exon. Lineage: Eukaryota; Viridiplantae; Streptophyta; Magnoliopsida; Proteales; Proteaceae. Gene Ontology annotation, molecular function: aspartic-type endopeptidase activity. The record is from RefSeq and is a predicted model, not a curated record.